Raphanus sativus (radish) is the source of this 1001-nucleotide messenger RNA. RefSeq lists its product as uncharacterized. The coding region runs from base 234 to 818 and encodes 194 amino acids. The transcript has 3 exons. The record is from RefSeq and is a predicted model, not a curated record. Lineage: Eukaryota; Viridiplantae; Streptophyta; Magnoliopsida; Brassicales; Brassicaceae.
AAAAAAAGAAGAAGAAGAUUGAAUUAGGUGGAGACACAGCGAAUUAUACCAUACUUGUGACCUUACCUUUACACAUAAAUGCCGUGUCGCGAAUCUAGAUGAAGACUUGAAGACGCAUGCAUUGACAGGCAGAGUUGCUCGAUUGGGAGCUUGUGCAUGGCUCCGACACCGAACCAACUGAUUCAAUCGCAUUGGAGAAGGAAUCGUGGAGUUCAAGUGUAAUCGAUGAUGGUAUGAUUCUCUCUCAUCAUUUCUCUCCCGAUAAUCAGAGCAUCGAUGAUGAAUCUCAUAUUGAUGACGCAACCGAGUGUUUGUCGGAAACAGAACAUCUCCAAGUUGCGGAUGGUGGAGAACCUAUUGAGGAUGGGAGCAACUCGUGCUCUGAUUCAGGGGGAAAACAACUCGUUUCUAGAGAUUCUGGGAUUGUUUAUGGUGAAGAGGAGAUUGGAUCUGAUAGGGAAAGUGGAGGGGGUGCUGUGGCUGUGGGAUGUGGUGAUGAGAGCAAAAGCAGAGAGACUGUUUGGUGGAAGAUGCCAUUUGUGCUUGUCAACUACUCUGCUUUUAGGAUUCGUCCUGUCUGGUCUCUCUCCAUGGCUGCAGCUCUCGUGGGUUUUCUUCUCUUGGGACGCAGACUCCACAACACUAAAAACAAACCUCAAAGGAUUCAUCUUAAAGUUGCUAUCGACUAUACGAAGGUGUCCCAGGUGAUGAGUCAGGCAGCUCGACUCAACCAAGCAUUCACAGAGGUAAGAAGGGUCCCUGUGAUCCGCCCUGCUCUGCCAGCUCCUGGUGCAUGGCCAGUUUUGAGCCUUAGAUGAGAAUCUGGAUCAUACAAUGUUUUCAUCUACCAAAAGAACAGAGAUGCAUGCCUGUACAGCGUCUUUUCUCCUAUCAUGUGCUAUAUUGCUAUGCAAUGCAUAGUAGUUUACCAAGUUAUGCAAUCAUUUUGUCAAAUAGUAGAUACCAUUUUCUUUGAUCAAAAAAUUCAUUUGAAUUUCAAA